This is a messenger RNA of Camellia sinensis, 2598 nucleotides long. The record is from RefSeq and is a predicted model, not a curated record. Lineage: Eukaryota; Viridiplantae; Streptophyta; Magnoliopsida; Ericales; Theaceae.
AAAAAUAAAAAUUUUGGCCCUAGUUUUGCAUGAAACUGAAUACAGUUGAAGGAGUAAUUGAAUCUUCUUUGAAUCCUUCUACUGCUAUUUUUCUUUUCUUUAUCUGCUUUGAAUCUCUCACAAGUACUAUUAAUUUCAGUAUCUCUUGAGGAAUCGAAUCUGGUGCACGGAUUCCUUUUACGCACUGUUUGGUUGCUUACAAAUUGGGGAAAACAAGAAAAGAAAAGGAAAUUUUUGAUGUACUUGUGUGUUUUCAUUUUCCUUUGCCUCAUUCUUAAUUAGUGACCUUACUCUCUGGAUGCAAUCCAUAUAGAAUGAUAGCUUUUACUUUACCUUCAUGCAAUAGAGAAUUUAUUCCUACCUAGGUGUAAUCAGAUAAAAAUAAAAUAUUAAUAUAAAUAUCACUGACAAUGAUAAUAAUAAUAAAAUUCUUCUUGCUUCCACAAUAAAUCUAGUUGCAGUGAUAUCUUCAAAUGAAACUACAAAUUUCAUAAAAUUUAAUAUACCAUUUUAUAGAUCAUUGAAGUUUUAGAUUGUGAAUGGUCUUUGGCUGGUUCAUACAAAACUUGUGAAUAGACUAUAUAUAUGUUGGCCAUAUAUAAUUCAUUUGACCUUGUAAAGUGUAAUAAGCGGUAAUAAAGCCAAGGUAGAAUCUUGAAGGUUGUUUCAAUUAAAUAUAGAACAUAAUUUUUGGACUUAUAAAUAGGUCCUAAAUUCACAUUUUAGGUUGAAAGUAUGACGAAAACUUUCCCUGAUGUUCUGCAAAGAUUUUUUACAUAUAGCUUGAAUUUCUAUUGAUAUUGCAACUAGGACGAGUGAUGUAGAGAGAAUGAAAUGAAGCAAUCCAAGUUCAAGAGGAUUUGUGUCUUCUAUGGGACUAGCCGCGGCAAGAAGAGUAGCUACCAAGCAAUCCACAUUUACUUUUCUCUCUUCACUUCAUUAUCUUGGACUAGCCGGGGCAAGUAGAGCAGCUACCGUGCAAUCCACAUUUGUGUCUUCCGAAGAAGAAUUAUUUUUAGUGGUUUUUCUUGUCUUAAUAACUAAAUUCAAUUAACGGGGAAAAUAAAUGGUAUAUUGGCUUGAGGUGAUGCUUAUCAGUGUUGGCUUAAAAUCUCUGUGAAUCAAGAAACCCCUUUCUAGAAUAUGCAGCGCAAUAUGCUGUAGCAGCAGCCCUUGCGACAUUGGAAAAGGAUAAAAAGGAUUUGUUACACAAACUACUUUUACAAGGUCUUGACAUUACAAUUUUAGGUUGCAAUGACUUCUAUUCAUAUCGGAAUCAGGAUUUUUCGGCUCCAAUGGGGCAGAUUUUGGAUAGACUACAGGCAUUUGGUGAAUUUGAGUUCAAACAUUUUGGGGACAAGGUUAUUGUUGAGGAACAAACAGAGAGGGGAUAUGAAUGAGAUAUUUCGUGGAAGUUCAUUUCUUGAAUUAAGAAGAACCAUUUCUGGGGAUUUUUUUCCUGAUGCACCCAUUGCAACACUCUUUUUUUUUUGGCUAGACAAGUUUACAUUUACUAACCGAGACUUCCUAUGUACAGGUAUUAUACUAAUUAUGGUCUUCUAUUUAACUGUGGAUACAAAAAGUUGUAGUAGCCUUAACUUGAAAAGGUUAAUAGUUUAGUGUUUGCGUCAUUUUACUACUUGGAUUGUCUCUCUCUCUCUCUCUCUCUCCAUAGAUGAGAAUAUAAAAACAUCUUUAUCUAGCUAUCUGUUUGUUCGUCUCAUGAGCCUGUAUUUGUUUAUUUGUUUUGGAUUCUGGUUGCAAGAUGUGAUGAUAGAUUCAUUAUUGAUUUGAGGCACUGUUUUCUUGGUUUAUGAUUUCUUUUGCUCCUCUGUUUGAGGAGCAAAAGAUAUGGCUGUAAAAGUGCUUCAAAAUGUGUUCAACCUAGAUUUUUUUCCUUUUGAGUAGAUCGCAAUUGAACUUUAAUUGAACCAUAAUGAGCUGAGCUCAAAUAGUUUGGUGUUAUUAUUAUUAUUAUUAUUAUUAUUAUUAUUAUUAUGCAUUUAAUCUUAUUGAGCCAAGUAGUAUCUUGUUCAAGCUUGACUUGAAAAAUUAAUGAGCUGAACAUGAGUUGAGCUCAAGUAGUUUAGUUUCUUUUACAAUGAGAGAGAGAGAGAGAGAGGGUGGGUGGGAAUUUGGUCGAUGGUGGCAGAACGGUGAAGAUUAACUAAAUCACCAAUGUUUGACUGGAUUGUACCAGUGAGAUUGUUAAGGAUGAGGCUGAGUUCUAACAAAGUAGUGCAGUUGUAUAUGCCAGGUAUGCUUCCAUUAAAGAGAGUAUUCCCAAAGUCUAUAUACUGCAAAUUCCUAAGGUUUCCUAGUUCUAGUGGAAUUAGACUGGAAAGAGAAUUAUCACAAACAGUUGGCUCUAAAGGAUUAAGAUAUGUUUGUUAAUUGAAUGAUAGAAUAGGUUCCCAAAACUUGAAUUCUUUUAUUUUGAAAGUAGUUCUAGAAUUUGAAUUGGUACUGAUGAUUAAUUCUUCUGUUAGGAGCGAAACUCUUGCAGAAUUUAUAUGCUAAGAAUUUUCAGUGGAAACACUAAUAAUUGUUUUCACUUGCAAGACAGAUAUGAAUCAGUUCACAAAAAAUAUUUUAAAA